Fundulus heteroclitus (mummichog) is the source of this 2878-nucleotide messenger RNA. It is a transcript of the gene il2rb, whose product is annotated as interleukin 2 receptor, beta. NCBI's taxonomy places the organism in Eukaryota, Metazoa, Chordata, Actinopteri, Cyprinodontiformes, Fundulidae. Gene Ontology annotation, cellular component: external side of plasma membrane. The record is from RefSeq and is a predicted model, not a curated record. Bases 17 to 1636 code for a protein of 539 amino acids. Gene Ontology annotation, molecular function: cytokine receptor activity; protein binding. The transcript has 9 exons. Gene Ontology annotation, biological process: cytokine-mediated signaling pathway; immunoglobulin mediated immune response.
GUUGCCAGCUGCGGAGAUGCUGCGGCUACUGUGCAUCCUGCUCUUUCUGCCUCCAGUUCAUCCAGCUCACUCUCACAAAGGCACGCCUGGACUCCUCUGCACAAAUGACUUUGUUAACAAUGUCAGCUGUAGCUGGACCAGUUCCUGGCUUGGUGCUGCUGAGGACUGCUGGAUUACUGGGAAGAAGAAAAUUUGGAACAUAGAUUUUAAGCCUUACUUUAUGAUCCGAACGUGCAAACUGAAACGACUCCAAAAUUCUUCUCUGGGCUGCAGCUUUGUCUUUGAAAACAGAGAAUUCCACGGUUCUGAACUUCUGCCGAUCGCUUUAACGUGUAACAACACACUGGUCGAGGAAAUGAAAAACUACGAGCCAGAGUAUCACAUUAAAAUGCAACCUCCAACAGCUCCCACGGUCAACAUCACAGCUAAUUACACCCUGAUAUCAUGGAGUCUGGAGUCUGUCUCCCGGUAUUUCCAGUCUGGCUUCAGCUUCCAGCUUCAGGUCAAACAGAGAGAAGAGCAAUGGAAGGACUCCAGAAAGUUUUCUACCAAUAAGCAAGAGCUGAGAUUUCCUGUGGGGGAACUAAAGGGCCACAUGGAGGCCAGAGUUCAGGUCAUGCCACUUAAAAGAUACAACAGCCACUGGAGCGACUGGAGCCCAACAGCAUCCUGGGUGGAUUUGGAGGAUAGAAAAGACUGGUCACCAGAUCAGUACCCAGUGAGAUGGAUCUUACUCCCACUCGGCUUGUGUCUUGUCGUUGUAGUUGUGCUGGCCAACUACAAGAUCUGCAAAACCAGAGGGCUGCUCAAAGGGAAGCAGGUGCCAAACCCGUCGGGAUACUUCGAAACUCUCCACUCUGUCCAUCAAGGGAAUCUGAAAGAAUGGCUCAAUCCCCUUUCAGAGACCCAGUCGUUCUGCGUGACCCCUUCGUGCGACCAGAUCUCCCAUGUUGUGGUGUGUGAGGACUGGAAUGAGAGUGUGCACUCCCCCUCUCUAACGUCCACCUCCACUAGCACCCUUUUUCACUUCCACAGGUACCCCACCACCGGCUCAGACACCAACGCCAUCAUCUACAACUCCUCCUCUCUGUCCAGCUUCUCAAACAAGGGUUAUUUCAUGUCCAGCUCCUCCGGUGGCUCCGCUCGGACCAACCCCAACCCGGCUUACUUCACCUAUCAUGACAGUUUCCAGAACCUUCCCCACAUCCACAUCCCUCACCUCUCCCCGUCUGAUCCUCUCACUUCAUGUCCUGAAUAUGAGAGUCUAAAGAGGGAGCCAGAGAGCCCCGACUCCGGUUUUGGCAUUAUGAAGGACGACGAAAUCAAAGAGACACAACGAGUGACUUGCGGAGAAGGGGAGGAGGUUCUGAAAGAUCAAAGUUCCCCGCUUCGUUUCUUUCCUCUUCAGCUUCCUUGUCACCCUCCUUCUUUUCCAUCAGCUCAUCCUUCCACUUUGACACAGCCCUCUGAAAGCCAGCCGAUGGAUGUGGCCGACACAGAUACCAGCAGUGGCUUGGCUGCUCAGCUUGGCGCCGGUGCCAUGUGCAGGUCCUCCUCUAUGCCCGUGGAGCCCUUCAAAAAUGGCUAUCUGACGCUUAAAGAGCUACAGAUGACAUUCAGCAAUAAAUCCAUCUAAAAGCUGACCAUGUAAAAAAACUAAGAGCUUGACUGGUCAGUUAGAGCAGUUCGGGAAACAUUUCUAAGGAAAAAUCCCAGCCAAAAGCUAAACUUGUGAAGAAAAUUCAAAGACAGAAGUAAGGGAAUGGGUCAUAUACUUUAAUGUCCGCAAGUCUUUAUAGCAAAUUAGAUAAAAUGACUUGAGAAUCGGUCUUAAACAGAAAAUUUGCAAACAAUUGUGCGAGAGGGUAGAGCGACCUUAGAGCCUAUAACGACUGUUUUUACAGACACUUCUAAAAUCAUGUGUCUUAGAGCUGUUUGAAAAAGGAAACCAGGGCAGAGGUGAAGUUUAUGUGUUUUAACUCAGGUGUUUCUAUCACUCUUUUUUUUUUUUUUUACCAUUUACUGUAAAGUUUCGGGUGAAAGAGAGACUGUAUUGACUGCUGCCGCUCCCAUUCUGUUUAUGUAAUGUGACCUGCUCUGUAAGUUUUCUCCGCCUAUGAUUACCUAUUGCUGGAUGGACACAAGUUACAAGCCAUAAUGUCAGCAAGCCUUAUCAAAACAGAGCAGACGUGCUAAUGUUAGCCUAUUGCACUACAGCUAACAUCUCUGCAUUACAAACAUGGUCGUCAUGAGCAAGAUGUGAGUUUAUGGAAAACAGGCAGAAGAUAGGUAAAGUUAUGCAUUUCCUUGAUGAUAUGUUGCUUGUAAAUUAUGGUUUUCUGUAUCAAGUUAACUCAUGUUGGAACAGAAACUCUGGUUGGAGCAAAAUACCUGUAACUUUCUAAAAAUGCAUAGACUGCAGCAUCUUUUGUGAGUAAGAUAAGCGGGACGCAAUCACAUUAUUAAUGUAUACCAUGUAAUAUUGAUGAAAUAUAAUGUGUCUUUUAUUUUUAUGAAGUAUCACACUGGAAAUAUGUACUGCCAUUCAUGUAUGAAGAACUCAGAACUGUAAAAAAAAAAAAUCCUUAUCUGGACCUCCCUAAGUAUUACGUUAACUUCUUCUGUGGCUGCUUUUUCAAAUAUAUGAUACAGAUGAGGUGAUCUGAACUGCUUUUCUCAUACUAUGAUAAAGUUUUUAAGUUGGUGAAACCUAAUUAAUUAGCUGCUAGAAGCUGCAUAGAUGUGAACAGAAGAAAACACCAGUUAAUCUGUGCUACUACUCCUAUUUUUUUAACUGUGCUAUAUUGUUUAAUCUCCUAUGGUUUAGCAUUAGUUAUCAACGUCUAUCCUGAAUAAAGAUGUAUACAACCAACUGCUA